AUGAGGUGUGCUCUGUGGAUAAGCGCCCCAGGACAAACUUUACUGAUGUACAAAGAUACAGGAAGCCCACACUCCGCACUCCCCUCGCGAGCCCAGACACUUCCGAGAAAGGGAAUGGGACACAUGAAAGGAGCCCAGGCUGAAGAAAGCAACAUCAUCAUCACAAAGAACGGAAACCUUUGGGUCCAACGUCUCCUCUGUUAUCAUUACCAAGUCUUCCCGGAUCGCCGCGCGGAGGCGAAGGCGUGCAUAAGAGGCAUCAGCUGGACGCCGCUGCCCGAAGCUCUGGAUUCAAAGGACACCAUGAAACAGUUUCUGUCAGAGCGAGUGGUGAAAGCCGGGCGGUCGGUGUACUGUGUGAUCCUGGAGAAGAGCCGCGGGCUGAUCAGAGACAGGAAGCAUCAUCUCAAAACAUACAGACAGUGCUGCUCGGGGAGGGAGCUGGUGGAUUGGCUGAUGAAGGAGAUCGAGGUCAUCCAGUCCAGGAGCCAGGCCGUGGGCAUGUGGCAGGUGCUGGUGGACGAGGGGAUCCUGGCACACGUGAAGCACGAGCUGAACUUCCUGGACAAAGACACUCAGUUGUACCGCUUCCAGGACUCAGAGUUCAAUCUGAACGGCACAAACGAGAAAGUGACAGACGAGGACCUGCAGGAGGCGCUGUCUCUGCUCUCGCAGCUGGGCCCUGACGCACUGCUCACUAUGAUUCUGCGCAAAAGCCCCAGUCAGAGGAGUGCGGAGGACCUGGAGGUGAUCUACGAGGAGCUGCUGCACGUGAAGGCCGCUGCACAUCUGUCUACUUCGGUGCGUAAGGAGCUGGCUGCAGUGCUGGUCUUUGAAUCACACGCCAAAGCAGGAACAGUGCUGUUCAGUCAGGGGGACAAGGGGACGUCCUGGUACAUCAUCUGGAAGGGAUCGGUCAACGUCAUCACACAUGGAAAAGGCGUGGUGACCAGCUUACACGAGGGAGAGGACUUCGGUCAGCUGGCCUUGUUAAACGACGCUCCUCGCGCUGCCACCAUCAUCCUCAGAGAAGACAACUGCCAUUUCCUCCGGGUGGACAAACACGACUUCAUCCGCAUUCUCAAGGACGUGGAGGCGAACACAGUGCGACUGGAGGAACACGGAAAAACUGUGCUGGUGCUGGAGAAAAGUGCCGAGUCCACGGAGCCUGGAGCUGCCACUAACAGCAAAUACACAGUGAUGUCUGGUACUCCGGAGAAAAUCCUGGAGCAGCUUUUGGAGACUUUAAAGUUGGACUGUGCACAGGAUGCCAUAGAUCCGUGUGUGAGUGACUUUCUGCUCACUCAUAAAGUCUUCAUGGCCUCCAGUCUGCUGUGUCCUGCUCUACAGCUGCAUUUCCAAGCGGAGCUCUCUGAAGGCUCAGAGCAGGAGAAGGCUGCGUUUAUCCUCCAAAACAAGCAGAAGGUAGUGAAGCUGGUCGGCCUGUGGGUGGCGCUGUACGGCCAGGUGCUUAAGGAGGACCCUGUUGCUGUGGACUUUUUAGAGGGUCUGAGGAAGGAGGUGGCUGGGGACUAUCGCCUCUGCAGCGUGCUGAAGGAGUUCAGAGAGAGGCGAAGAACCAAAAUAAUGGAGAAUGGAUACCAGUCCCUCAACAGGAACCACCAUUUUGACUGGUUUUCAAACGGUGAAGAUCCCAAUGGAAGGCUCCAACCAAUCAGAGCUCAUGAUAAAGUGUUGUAUGAGAUCUACCAGCCGGACCACAAAGCUCUGACCGUCAUGCUGCCAGUGAACAAGAGCGUGCAGGACGUGAUGUCGGCCAUGUUAAAGACCAACUCGGAUCACGUCCUGGUCAAAAUGAACUCUGCGGAAGAGAGAGCCCAGCUGAAGCUCGAUGCCACGGCGGUGUACACGGCCCUGGGACUGAACGAGAGGCUGUUUGUGUGUGCGAGCAGCCAGGUGGAGCAGCUGCGCCCCCUGAAGGAGCAGCUGGGGCCAGAGCAGGGCACUGCGGACGUCCUGGAACAGAUGAGCUCCAAAGACAUCGCCAUCGAGCUCACCAGCUACGACUGGGAGCUGUUCACUGCCAUGCACGAGGUGGAGCUGGUUUACUACGUGUUCGGUCGCCAUAAGUUCCCCGGCUCCAUCACGGCCAACCUGGAGCGGUGCGUGCGGCGGUUCAACGAGGUGCAGUACUGGGUCGUGACGGAGCUGUGUCUGUGCGAGGACCUGGUCAAACGGGCCGUUGUACUCAAGAAGUUCAUCAAGAUCGCCGCAGUAUUAAAAGAGCAGCGGAAUCUGAACUCCUUCUUUGCUGUUAUGUUUGGUUUGAACAACAGCGCGGUGCAAAGGCUUCACAAAACCUGGGAGCGAAUACCAAACAAGAUCAAAAGAGUUUACUGCCAGUAUGAAAGACUAUUGAACCCUUCUCGUAACCACAGAGCAUACAGAUUGGCUGUGGCUAAACUCAGUCCUCCCUACAUCCCGUUUAUGCCGCUGCUUCUCAAAGAUAUGACUUUCAUCCAUGAAGGAAAUCCAAACUACAUCGACAAACUGGUGAACUUUGAGAAAAUGCGCAUGAUUGCCAAAACCAUGAAGAUAGUGAGAGGAUGCCGAAGCCAGCCUUAUGUGCCUUCGUCUCCACAGAGAGGUUUAGCAGAUCGGAUGUUUCUGGAUGGACCGGCCAUUCGAUUAUCUACAUACUCUGAACAUGCUCAUCCUCUGAGGACGCCCAGUAACAUCCGACACUACAUCCUGAACCUGAGAGUCAUCGACAGCCAGCGCAGACUCACACAGCUGUCCAGAACCAUGGAGAGCUGA
Messenger RNA from Knipowitschia caucasica, 2778 nucleotides. The record is from the annotation of a GenBank genome assembly. Lineage: Eukaryota; Metazoa; Chordata; Actinopteri; Gobiiformes; Gobiidae.